Molecule: messenger RNA, 13668 nt
Organism: Orcinus orca (killer whale)
Lineage: Eukaryota; Metazoa; Chordata; Mammalia; Artiodactyla; Delphinidae
Gene: KCTD21
Product: potassium channel tetramerization domain containing 21
Exons: 2
Coding region: 16-966 (316 amino acids)
Biological process (GO): protein homooligomerization; ubiquitin-dependent protein catabolic process
Molecular function (GO): histone deacetylase binding; cullin family protein binding
Source: RefSeq, a predicted model, not a curated record
AGACGCAAAGAGCCCAUGGAGGACUACAAGUUCCCGAGCGCAGCGCGCGGGUCCCGGGCCGCCACGCCCCUAGGCUGGGCUCCGGCCCUCCGCCCCCCUCGCAAAGCUGCGCUGGCCGCCCGCGGAGGGGAGGUUGCUGAGCGAGGGCAGGAGGACUACUUCCCAGCACCCCAGCCUCCUGCCAUGUCUGACCCCAUCACACUGAAUGUCGGGGGGAAGCUCUAUACAACCUCACUGGCAACCUUGACCAGCUUCCCUGACUCCAUGCUGGGCGCCAUGUUCAGCGGGAAGAUGCCCACCAAGAGGGACAGCCAGGGCCACUGCUUCAUUGACCGUGACGGCAAAGUGUUCCGCUACAUCCUCAACUUCCUGCGAACCUCCCACCUGGACUUGCCCGAGGACUUCCAGGAGAUGGGCCUGCUCCGCAGGGAGGCUGACUUCUACCAGGUGCAGCCCCUGAUUGAGGCCCUGCAGGAGAAGGAGGUGGAGCUGUCCAAGGCCGAGAAGAAUGCCAUGCUCAACAUCACGCUGAACCAGCGUGUGCAGACGGUCCACUUCACUGUGCGCGAGGCACCCCAGAUCUACAGCCUGUCCUCUUCCAGCAUGGAGGUCUUCAACGCCAACAUCUUCAGCACCUCUUGCCUCUUCCUCAAGCUCCUCGGCUCCAAGCUCUUCUACUGCUCCAAUGGCAACCUGUCCUCCAUCACCAGCCAUUUGCAAGACCCCAACCACCUGACUCUGGACUGGGUGGCCAAUGUGGAGGGCCUGCCUGAGGAGGAGUACACCAAGCAGAACCUCAAGAGGCUCUGGGUGGUGCCAGCCAACAAGCAGAUCAACAGCUUCCAGGUCUUCAUGGAGGAGGUGCUGAAAAUCGCGCUGAGUGACGGCUUCUGCAUCGAUUCUUCUCACCCACACGCUGUGGAUUUUAUGAACAAUAAGAUUAUUCGAUUAAUACGGUACAGGUAAAAGGACCCCAGCAACAUUGGAGGGGGGCUUCCUAAAGCCAAGAUCUUGGAGAGUGUCUCGCCAGCGGUGUGAGGCAGGCCACUGUACUAACCUGUAUUAAUCGUGUAGCAGGACUUGAUUUCCCCCGUGAUGCAGUCCACCUGUAGGAAUCCAUGUGUCCUCUUGACACAGCCACCUUUUUCCUUGCUACUUUGAGCUCGGGGUGGGCAGUUUGCUCUAAGUGAAGAGUCUGCCGACAUGUCCUAAAAGAGGCCACAGGAGGACUUUUUGGCUAGACAAAGGAAAGCAGUUUUUUCUUGGGUCCAGCUCUCUCUGUACCAUUAGGCAGUGCCUCACUUAGCCAUCUGUAAACAGAGCCUCUGGUGGAGGGGAUGGGGUGAGAACAAGAGGCUCCCUCUAGUUUCCCAGGACAUGAAGUACCCAGAGAUUCCCAUCCUGCCUGCCCCUCCGUCCCUGGGAUGUGGCCAGAACCUUGGACUUGCUUGGCUGGCUUGGAAAUGAAGUGGGUAGUGAGGGUGGGAUUUGAGCCUGGCAUGGCCUGGAGGAAUUAGCCUCCAGGCAGCGUUCAGGAGAUGGGGAUAUCCCUCUUGACUGGGCCAGAUCUAGGCCUUUGGGGAUUUCCGGCUUCAGAAGUAAGCUGCUGUCCCUGCGAAGAUUUGAAAGUAUCUGGAGCCAGUGCAACGAAAGGCGCUUCGUAAUGUGGCCUGAUACCUGACUUUUGUAAUCCUUUCCCCAAGAAGUUGAAGUCUCAUUGAAAUAGAUCAUUUAAAACAAAUAUAUUAUGGACUCUCAGGGUUGGAAAAUGAUUCAACAGUCGCUCAGUCCUCCCGCACCCCCAGAACACCCCAGCACCUUUGCGGCUGAGGGCUUCUCCCCAGUACCUUCAGGAGAUCAACUAUCCCUGCUUGCAUACCCUCAGUGACAGGAAGCUCAUCAUCCCCAAGGCCAGCCCCUGCCGUAGUUGGCUGUUAGAAAGUCCUUCCUUACAUUGAGCCGAAACCUGUCCUUCCACAACCAUUUUCUGGUCCUGGUAGACCUACCUUCUCACCCAAAUGUGUAUUUUCUCUUUCAAAAUAGUCACUUUGAGAGGCCAGAUACCUAUUUUGAAAAUAUUAUUACUCGAUAUUAGGAUUCCCCUUGGGAUUUGUCUUCAGAACCAAGCCCCUUUCAUUCCCUGUAAGUCAUCCCCAUUUUGUCGUGGCUUCGCUUCAUUUGUGACCCUCCCUCCUCACCAGACAUGACUGUUCAUGGCUUUUGACCAUCUUCUGUUGAGUUUGAAGAUUGCUGCCCCAGAGGAAGGAGACCAGGGUCUUGGCAAUGUGUAACAAGGAGCCUGGGAGUGACCUGAACCAUAACAUUGCCCUUGGAGUAAGCGUCCAGCCCUUAAAACACUGCUCUGAAGGAUGUGGGCUUCCCCUGCAGUAGUUUCUGGGCAUAACCAGCCCAUGGACCUCCUUGGGGUGAGACCCUGAGCCACCACUUCCCAGGGGGUGAUGAGCAGUGCGUGUCUCAAAGCUGCACAUUAUGAUUCAUCCCUGGCGUGAGGGUGGCCUCGGGAGUCCCAGAAUCUUCCCCACUGGGCAGGGGCCCCCAGGGGAUGGUCCGAAGAAGGGGCUUCCCAUAGUUACACACUGUGAAUAGGGAGCUUGUACGCUGGGAUGUGGGCAAGGCCACAUCCCUUAGGUAAUAAAGGACUUUUCCCCCCUACAGUGGGACCCAGGAGUCUCUGAUAACUGUCCCAUGCCACCAGGCCAAUGGUAUUCAGGAAAGCCCCUCAGGAGUACCCAAUUUAGACCAGCCAGCAGAAGCUGUGACCAUAGCAGAACAGUUCAAGGAAGAAAUCUUACAAAUCACCACUGUCUCUUUUUCUUUUCCAUAAAAAUUCUUUCUCCAUCUUUCGGUGCUUCUUAAUUCAAGCAGCUUGACUUUAGAGAAAGCACAGGUCCUGUGAAGCCACUAAUUUGCUGUGUGACUUUAUGCAAGUCACUUACCUCACUGAGCCAUCUCUGUUUCUUCAUCUGUAAAAUGUGCAUAACAGUAACACGUAACCCUACCUACCUCACAGGGCUGUUGUGAGGAUCAAAUGAAAUAAUUUAUGUGAGAAUACAGUAUAAUUGAUAAAUGGUUGUUAUUAUUUUGUGUCUACAUAUAAGGGAAAAAACCUUGGCUUUGGAAUCAAGCUGACCUGGGUCUGAAUUCUGGCUCCAUCACUUGCUGUGUAACCUUGGACAAGUCCCUGGGCCUCCCUGAUUUGUUUCCUCAUCAGACAACAAUCCCACCUCCUAGUGUUCUGUGACUUGGUUGUGUAUGUGAAAAUUCCUAGCUAGGCCUGGCCCAUAGGAGCUCAAUAAAUGUUUGCUCUUUUAGGAGUAAUGAUGGACUGUCAUGCAGGAGACACCAUGAACAUUAACAAUUUAACAAGCCUUCUGGGGCACCUGGUGUGUGGUCCCUGAGGAUGGGAACAGCCACAGAUAAGUUUAGUCUAGAAAAGCUUAGAGGGCCACACAGUGUGCUGUGGGAACUUGGGGAAAGCAAGCUUAGUUCUAGAAAAGGCAUAAUGGAUGGUCGAGCUGGGCCUUUAAGGGUAGGUUGGAUGGUAACAAAAUGAGCUAAGGAGGGCACUGUGGGCACUGGAAACGCCAUGAGCCGAGGCCCGGGAGCCGUGCAGGUGAGGCGCCAUGCAGGUGAGGCUCCACGCAGGGCCUCCGCACAAAAGGAGCCACAUGCAGUACAUGCAGAGUGCUCACGGUGCCCGUCUCCCUCAGGUGAGUGCAGCCACCUGCUUAGUGCAACAGACAGAUACUGAGCCUGCAGGCAGCACCAUCCCAGAGGACCAGUGAGUCCGGGUCGGCUGUGAGGCAGGCAUGUGAUUCUUGUCAUGAGCCCCUAGCUGCCCGGAGCGAGACACAGUGGUGGUCAGUGAUCUCAACCAGACUCAGUUUAUUUAGCCUUUUGCACAGCUGAGAGCUUUGUCCCAACUAAAGGGCAGUUCUGGGCACACGACCUUGUGAGCUGUCUGUUCCUCCCCGAGCCAUGCAGAGGGAUGGUCAGGGAGGGUGCUCUUGAGGGAACCCUAAGGCACUUGGCGUGACCACUUGGUGAGACCUGCCACCAAACAGGGCCCCUGCAUGCUGGAAGGCCAGCAGUAGCUGUCACCUCAGGCACCUCCUAAAGCUCUUUGCCCUCUUACAAAGGGCAAGCCUUCUGAUGCUAGGUUCUGUCUUUGGGCCAGAGCUCCCUGUGCAGAGGUGGCCAUGGCACCCCCCUUGCCAACACCUCAGUGCCCUACACAGCCCCCCGGGCUAGGGUGUGGUCACUCUGCUUUGUAAACUUCUAUGUGGCCUAAAACAUAGCGCUUUUGUAACUGCACCUUUGUUCACCCCAAACUUCCAGGUUUCUUUUACAAAUUACUCCUAAGACAGCCUACUGUAAGUGGAGGCAUAGCCAAGAUCAGCCUAGGUCAAUUUCACUUGUGUCCAGAGCACCAGCCCAUCCCUUUCCUGAACUGUGGUCUGUUCACACUGACCACCCGAGUCUGCCUGUAUCCCAGGGGCCUCAGGGCUGGUUGGGCAGUUGGCAGGGAAAUGAGACCCCGUGAUCAUCUUGCAGAGCAAAACAACCUUGAUAACGGGCCCAUCAAAGGGGGGGCCCAGGCUUCUUUCCAGGCCCUGUGGGGUCCUGGCUCUGGCAGCUCCAUCUAUCCAGACAGCCCUGUGACCUCAGUCUCCUUCAGAACCUUCAGGACAGUGUGGCACCAAACAGCUGUGGAGACAGUCUGGUGACAUGCUCACCCCAGUCUGGGGUACAGGAACCAAGGGGGGCCCUGAAGAGAAAAGUUGGCCUAUGGAAACCAGAGGACCACUGAGCAACCCAUGGUACCCAGAACCCCACCCGACACAAAGGACAACAAAAUAAGCUCUGUGGUGCCACGGCUUAGCUCUGACUUCUGGGCAGGGAGUACAUGCCCAGUCAGGUGUGUCUGACCUCACUGCCCCCUCUCCUGGACCUAUUUUCCACCAAGUUCCCUGGCCCUCCCACCCCAAUAUAUGUAUUGGGGAGUAUUUCAAAGCCUUUAUCAACAUUUCCCAGUUAACGGACGGCCCUAGAGUGUUCCACCCCAUUCUUAUGUCAGUCCCUCCCAAAAGCCUAGGUUCCCUUUUACUGAGGUGCUGGGUAAAGGCUCAGUUGAGUCACAAAUCCUCUAGAGAUCCUGCUGCAUUGUGACAUGUGUUCUCCCUUCCCAACCCCAAUUUGUUCACUUUAUAAAUCCAGUACUGAAUUUGCUUAAAAAAACACCCUUCUGUUUGGCAUCUCAUAGGUUGCCAAGCUCCUUCCUGUCCAUAGUUUCAUUUCACAGAACCAAAGAAUGACCAUGCCAUGCCGUUCCACACCUCGCCUGCCCUUUACUACUUUGUCUACAUAGCAAACAUCUGCUCAUCCUUCAACACUCUGCAUAAGCCUUGCCUCCUUGGCUCACCAAGGAGAGUUACUCCCAGCCCGCUUUGUACCACCCUAUAUCUGGUGUGGACUUUUAUCAGCAUACUGCAGCUGUUCACAGGCAGCGUUGUGCUGGUAAAUAUUUAACAACAACUAGCUCUCAUGGAAACGCACUGCUCUGUAGCAUCAGCCAAUUUCCAUGGUGUAAAUACUCUCACAGUAGUCAAUUUCAAGUCACCAACAUGAAGUCACUGAUCAUCGGGGAAGAGAGGCACACAAUGGGCUCUGGAGAGCCAGAGGGAGCGUGCUCCAGCACACCUCCGUGUCCCCCACUGAACCGCAUGCUUCUGAGGGCCAGGGCUCUGGCUGGCUCUUUGUAUCACCAGUGCUCAGCACACAGAAAGGGCUCAAUCUAUGUUUGAGGGACUCUGCCACCUGUGGAAUAAGACAUUUUUACCUCCUUGAUGUCCUCUCUUGUUCAAACUCUAUCUUGCUCAAAAGUCUUGCUCAAACUUUUUCCUAUAACACAAGAAAAAGUCCAAAGUUCCUGGUUCUUUAUAUACAGGCUUCAACCUACUUAAGAGCACAGAAUCUGCAGUUAGACUGCCUGGAAUCAAAUCCUGGCUUUGCCACUUAGAGGCUAUGUAACCUCUGGCCAGUUACUUAACCUCUCUCUUUCCUUGUCUGUAAAGUUGUGGUAAUAGUACCUACAACCCAUAGGGCUGUUGUAAGGGUUUGAUGAGGAAUACACCUUCAGCUUUUUGAAUAGGGCCAGGAGUAUAGUAAGUGCUCUACUUACUACAUUAAUUACUACCAUUACUAUAAUUAUUACUACCAUCAUCAUAUUUUCUGUCCUCAUCUUUCACUGCUGUCUUGCUUGCUCAUGCCCUCAGUGUCCCCUGCAUAAUCCACAUGGAUUUUUAACUCCUGACCUUUGCCCAAGGCACUCCUACUGCUUAAAGCAUCCCACCUCUCCUCUCCAGUGACCCAAACCCUGUCCAUCCACAGUGGAUACCCUUCUCACCCUCCACCACCCUCUCACUGAGCCCUUCCUCCUCUGGUCUUUCAGUGCCCUUCUGGUUGGCGUCUCCAGGGGUCUGAGAAUCAGAUCUCAAACCACAGGGUCUGUUUAUUCACAUACUCUUUUGAAUGCCUAACAUAUACCAACCCCAGGGCUGGGCUCUGAGAAAGCAAAGGUGAACCCUGCACAUUCCUCCCUCAGGGUGUGCAGUGGGGGAGAGAGACAGGUAAACAAAUUCCAAUAGGAUGGGCAGUGCUAAGGUGGAAGUCUGUUCCAGGUGGAGUGGACCACAGAGAUAGGAUAGCCUCAAUGUUGACACCACUUUACAGUUUAACAAAGCACUUUGCUUUCUUUUACUCAUUUAAUCCUCCCAAAAAGGCUCUGAGAGAAGCAACACAGGAGGGGCUUUCUUUAAUAGAUGAGGAUGAAACGACUUGCAUGUGAACACACUGUAAGUACAGUGCCUGAACAUAGUAGGCCCUUGGAUCAUUAUGAAAUUGAAUUAUAUGUCAUUUAAUUCAAAUUGAGUGGCCAAGUCAAGGUGAGAAACCAGUCUGAAUCCUCCUUCAGGAUUAUUUCCCCUCAGUUGUGAGGCCAAGGACAGAACCAGGUCUCCAAGUGCCAGUACUCUGAUCCAGGCUUUUCCACAAUGUUCCAGGUGACCUCGGGUAAAUCACGUCACUGAGCUGGGCCAGAGAGCAUCCUCAGUCAAAGGCAAAAAGGUAGAGUUCAGCUCUACCAGCUAGAAGUCUCUUCUAGCCAGAGUUGGCUGGAAGAAUGAUCCUCCUAACUCUGGAGCUAUGUGAGCAGAGACCAAAAAAAUCCCUUGAUGGGGCUGUCAUGGGCUUCUAGCACUGGACUGGCCCCACUUGUCUUCUCCCAGCCUUUUGUGCUGUGAACACAAUACUUGGUGACGGAGCAGUCCUGGGAUUUUUGUAUUUUCCGGUGUGAAACGCUGGACGUUAUCAAGUGCUUCUGGAGCUAAAACAACCAGGCAAAGUGGAGUCGCUCAGAUGUCAUGUCGUACUAAUAUUCCCUUGAGUGAAGUCCGAAAGCUUUUGUGAGGAUGAGGCUUAUUCCACUGAAACAUGGUGCUCCCCACCUCCUUAGAAGGGGAGGCAGAUUAGACAAAUCUCAGCAUCCCCACAUCAUCCUUCCCGAGCAAAGAAAGGGGCUUCCUUACUUGGCGGCUAAGAAAAAGGGCUGUCAGAACGUGACAUUCAUUGGCUAUUUUUGGCAUAGAAUCUGAGAAUGUUGUCCUAGAAGGAAACUUGUAACUGACCAUCAAAGGCGAAGAGGAAAGAGAACUGGCUUUCAGUCAGGCAGACCAGUCCAAAUCCUGGCUCUGUCGUGUGACUUUGGCAAGCACCACCAUCUCUCUCUGUCUCAAUGACUUCAUCUAGGAAGUGGGGAUAAAAAUACCUGCAUUCCCUACAUUGUGGAGUGAUUACAAGGAUGAAGUGAGAAGUACACGGAGAGCGCCUGGCUCCCUUCUCUUGGCCCUGUACUUCGUGCUCUCCACACUGGAUGGGGAGAUCUCUCCUAAAGCAGGGACCACCUCUCACACCUCUAUAUCCCUGGCCUGCAGCACACUGCUUCCAAGGGGAGCUCAGUUCACAUUUGUUGAAUAAAUGACUGAACUCCACCUCUUUACCCUUACCCAUGAGGAAACAGGUCCAGAGUGGUGGAGGGACUUGUCCCAGUUACACAGCCAGGGAGGACCCCAGGACCCUUGACUCUCAGCCCUCCCUCUCCCAUACACGACGCCUUGUGCAUGCCACAUUUGGCAAAGCCCUCUUUGCACACUGGAGCCUUUCUUCUUCUUCUUCUUCUUCUUUUUUUUUUUUUUUCUUUUUUUUGGAGCCUUUCUUCUUUCAACCUCUUGGUUGGCGAGCAGCAGACUUGGAACAAGAACCCAGGUUUGUCAGGUUCCAAAGCCAUGAGCUCAUUUUAUGAGGUGCACCAAAAGCUCGAGUGGGGCCUAAGCAGCUUUUUAAAUCUGUUUCCCAGCCAUGAGUUUAGCUAGUUCUGCAGGUGAUAAGCAUCAGUUGGGAAGAUGCCUCACCACCCUACCUCCCUGCAUAAAUCUGACGUGGAACAAUGGCCAAAAUCCGAGGCUGAAGGCCAAAUGGCCCUGCCUGCUCCCCUUCAGUAGAUCUUUGUUGCCAAAAGCAAAGAAACAGGACAUACUCUCUUUCAUCAAUUCUAAGACACAUAUUUUUUCACAUUCCAACAUCUCUGAAAUCAGGAGGAGACUUAACAAUUGAUGGUAUCUUUCAAUUAUAAUUGACAUUAUGUAUUCUUAUGUGGUAAAACAUAAAAUAAACUUGUAUCUUGAAAUUGUCUUAGGUUAAAUGAAAUCCGACAUUAACCAACAGAGGCAAUGUCACUGCAGGUCUGCAUACCAUUUCCCCUGGGCUAAUUAGACCCUGGAAGCUUUGCCCCUGGCCCAACAUCCUUAUUUUACAGAUAGGGAAAAUGGCCAGGGCCACAAAGCCAAUCAGUGGUAGGGCUGGGUCAGCGUCCUGUGAGCUGGACCUGCUCCUCCCACCUCCUUUAUUGUUAUUAACACUCCUAAUCCUCACCAGAGCCCUGUGAGUUAGGAACAAUUUACUGUCCCUAUUUUCCAGAUGAAUGCUAUGGGAUGAAUUUUGGCCCCCCAAAAUUCAUAUGUAGAAGUUAUAUCCUCCAGUACCUCAGAAUACAACUGUAUUUGGGGGACUUCCCUGGCGGUCCAGUGGUUACGACUCUGUGCUUCCACUGCAGUGGUCGCAGGUUCUAUCCCUGGUCAGGGAACUAAAAGCCCGCGUGCUGCAUGGUGCAGCCAAAAAAUAAAGAAUACAACUGUAUUUGGAGGGUAUUUUAAGACGUAAUUAAGUUAAAAGAGGUCAUUAGGAUGGACCCUAAUCCUAUAGGACUGGUGUUCUUUUAUUUUUGCGGUACGCGGGCCUCUCACUGUUGUGGCCUCUCCCAUUGCAGAGCACAGGCUCAGCGGCCAUGGCUCAUGGGCCCAGCCGCUCCGUGGCAUGUGGGAUCUUCCCGGACCGGGGCACGAACCCGUGUCCCCUGCAUCAGCAGGCGGACUCUCAACCACUGUGCCACCAGGGAAGCCCUAGUGUUCUUUUAAGAAGAGGAAACUUGGACAGAGAAGGACACACGAGGGAAGACCAUAUGAAGACACAGGGAGAAGUUGGCCAUCUGCAAGCCUAGGAGGGAGGCCUCAGAAGAAUCCAAUCCUGUUGAUGCUUUGAUUUUAGAUUUCUAACCUCUAAAACUUUGAGAAAAUAAAUUUCUGUUAUUUAAGGCGCCCAGUCUGUGGUACUUUGUUAUGGUAGCCCUAGCUGACUAGUACAGUGAAGAAGCUGAGGCACAGAGAAGUAAAACAGCUAGGAAGAGGCUGAGGGAGAAUUUUGCACUCAGGCAGUCGGCUCUAUAACCUAUGCUCCAAACCACCACCUCCACCAUGGAGAAGGCCUCAUGGCUCCAGCCCAAAACAGUGCCACUACCGGAGCGGGCUUGUGCUUCUUGGCCCCCAGGCAGCCUGGUCAGCCUAGAUGAGCUCGUGGCAGCUCCUCUGUCUCAGAUUCCUCCAGCUGAGUGUGGUAUGUCAAGCUGUGAUAGGCUUGGGGCAGAGUGGAAAAGAUGGACCACAGUGGUGAGGUUGAGAACAGAAAAUACACACACACCCCUUGUUCCCACACACACCCCUUGUCUCCUAGAGCACUGUUCUUCCUCCUCUUCAUGCUGCCUUGGAAUUACACCAUAAGGCAAACACAGUCUAAUGUUCAACGCUGGUGUGGAUCCUGUCAUCAAAAACCCAGUUCCAAGUAACAACUACCACUGGCCAAGCACCAUGAGGAGUGUUACCUAUAUGAUCUCAUCUAAUCUUAACAAAAAUCUGAGAAGUCACUAACAUAACACUCAUUUAUAAGUGAAGACACUGAGGCCCAUGUAGAUUAAACAGCCCAAGGGAAUGAAGCCAGAAAGAGGCAGAGCUAACAUUGCAGAUCAAGUCUUUCUGAUGCAGAAGCCCAGAGCCCUCAAGUUGCACAAUACCCAGAGGCUCUGUUUGCACAAAAUAAUAGAAUUCAAUAUGACUACUGCUCCUUGGAGUUGUGUAGCAUCCCAGAACUGGGAGGCUCCCCCUUCCCCAAACUCCUAGUGUUUCUUUUAUUUUCCUUCUAGUUUUAUUGAGAUGUGAUAUAAUUAUACUGAGAUAUAAUUGACAUACAGCACUGUAUAAAUUUAAGGUGUACAGCAUAAUGACUCCGUGGCAUGUGGGAUCUUAGUUCCUGACCACGGAUCAAACCCACAUCCCCUGCAUUGGAAGUCAGAUUCUUAACCACUGGACAACUAGGGAAGUCCCUCUUGGUAUAUUUUGGAUAUUAACCCCUUAUUGGAUGUCUCAUUUGCAAAUAUCUUCUCCUAUUCAGUAGGUGGCAUUUCAUUCUGUUGAUAGUAGUUUCCUUCACUUUGCAAAAGCUUUUUAGCUUGAUGUAGUUUUCAUUUGUUUAUUUUUUGUUUCUUCUCCCUUGCCUGAGGAGACAUAUCCAAAAAAAAAUUACUAAGACUGAUGUCAAAGAACUUACUGCCUGUUUUCUUCUAGAAGUUCUAUGGUUUCAGGUCUUACAUUAAGUCUUUAAUCCAUUUUGAAUUUAUUUUUGUGCAUGGUGUGAGACAGUAAUCCAGUUUGAUUCUUUUGCAUGUACCUGUCCAGUUUUACCAAUGCCAUUUAUUGAAGAGACUGUCAUUUCCCAUUGUAUAUUCUUCCCCUUUUCUCAUCCAUUAAAUGCCCAGGUAAGUGUGAGUUCAUUUCUGGGCUCUUUAUUUUGUUCCACUGAUCUUAUGCCAGUACUAUACCAUUUUGAUUAUUGUAGCUUUGUAGCAUAAUUUGAAAUCUGAGCACACAGUACCUCCAGCCUUGUUCUUUCUCAAGACUGCUUUGGCUAUUCAGGGUCUUUAGUGUUUCCAUACAAAUUUUAGAAUUUUUUUUUCUAGUUCUGUGAAAAAUGUAAUUGGUAUUUUGAUAGGGAUUUCACUGAAUCUGUAGAUUGCCUUGGGUAGUAUGGUCAUUUUAAUAAUAUUAAUUCUUCCAAUCCAUGAAAACAGUAGCUCUUUCCAGCUGUUUAUGUUGUCUUCAAUUUCUUUCAUCAGUGUCUUAUAGUUUUCAGAGUACAGAUCUUUUACAUCCUAAGUUAGAUUUAUUCCUAUGUAUUUUAUCCUUUUUGAUAUGAUAGUAAAUGUGAUUUUUUUUAAACUUCCCUUUCUGACUGUUUGUUGUUAGUGUAUAGUAUAGACAUGCUACAGAUUUCUGUGUAUUAAUUUUAUAUCCUGUAACUUUACCAAUUUCAUGUAUGAGUUUUAGUAGUUUUUUUGGUGAUGUCUUUAGGAUUUUCUGUGUGUAGUAUAAUGUCUUCAAGCAGUGACCAUUUUACUUCCUUUCCAAUUUGGAUUCAUUUUGUGUCUCUUUCUUGGCUGAUUUCUGUGGCUAGGACUUAGAAUUCUACAUUGAAUAAAAGUGGUGAGAGUGGGCAUCCUUGUCUUGUUCCUGAUCUUAGAGAAAAUGCUUUCAGCUUUUUACUGUUGAGUAUGAUAUUAGCUGUGGGCUCUUCAUAUAUGGCCUUUAUUAUGUAGAGGUAGGCUCCCUCUAUACCCACUUUAUUGAGAGUUUUUAUCAUAAAUGGAUGUUGAAUUUUGUCAAAGCUUUUCUGCAUCUAUUGAGAUGAUCAUAUGAUUUUUUUUCCUCACUUUGUUAAUGUAGUAUAUUACAUUGAUUGAUUUGCAAAGAUCGAACCAUCCUUGCAUCCCUGGGAUAAAUCCCACUUGAUUAUGGUGUAUGAUCCUUCACUGUAUUGUUGAAUUUGGUUUGCUAGUAUUUUGUUGAGGAUUUUUACAUCUAUCUUCAUCAGUGAUAUUGGCCCAUAAUUUUCCUUUUGUCUGAUAUCUUUGUCUGGCUUUGGUAUCUGGGUGACGCUGGCUUUUAGAAUGAAUUCAGAAUUGUUCUUUCCUCUGCAAUUUUUUGGAAUACUUUCAGAAGGAGUAGUGUUAACUCUUCUCUGAAUAUUUGGUAGAAUUCACCAGCCAUCUGGUCCUGGACUUUGGUUUGUUGGGAGUUUUAAAAUUACUGAUUCAGUUUCAUUACUGGUAAUUGAUCUGUUCAUAUUUUCUAUUUCUUCCUGGUUCAGUCUUGGGAGAGUGUACCUUUCUAAGAAUUUGUCCAUUUCUUCUAGGUUGUCCAUUUGGGGGGAAUAUAAUUCUUCAUAGUGAUCUCUUAUGACCCUUUGCAUUUCUGUGGUGUUGGUUGUAAACUCUCCUUUUUCAUUUCUGAUUUUAUUGAUUUGGGUGCUCUUUUUUCCUUGAUGAGUCUGCCUAAAAGUCUAUCAAUUUUGUUUGCCUUUUCAAAGAACCAGCUCUUGGUUUUAUUUAUCUUUUCUACUGUUUUGUAGUCUUUUUUUCAUUUAUUUCUGCUCUGAUCUUUAUGAUUUCUUUCUACUAACUUCAGAAUUUGUUUGUUCUUAUUUUUCUACUUACUUUAGCUGCAAGGUUAGGUUGUUUAUUUGAAAUUUGUCUUGUUUCCUGAGAUAGGCUUGUGUCACUAUAAGAACUGUUUUUGCUGUGGCCCAGUGAUUUUGGAUCAUUGUGUUUUUGUUUUCAUUUGUCUACAGGUAAUUUUUUAUUUCUUCUUUGAUUUCUUCAGUGUUCCAUUGGUUGUUUAGUAGCAUAUUAUUUAGCCUCCAUGUGUUUAUGUUUUUUGCGAUUCUUUUUCUUAUAGUUGAUCUCUAGUCUCAUAGUGUUAUGGUCAGAAAAGAUGCUUGGCAUGAUUUCAAUCUUCUUAAAUUUACUGAGGCUUGUUUUGUGGCCUAGGAUGUGCUCUAUCCUGCAGAAUGUUCCAUGACCACUUGAAAAGAAUGUAUUCUGCUGCUUUAAAUCCAUUUGGUCUAGUAUAUUAUUUAAGGCCUGUGUUUCCUUAUUUUCUGUCUGGAUGAUCUGUCCAUUGGUGUAAGUGGGUGUUAAAGUCCCCUACUAUUAUUGUGUUACUGUUGAUUACACUCCUUUUAUGAAUGUUAGCAUUUGCCUUACAUAUUGAGGUGGUCCUAUGUUGGAUGCAUAUAUAUUUACAAUUGUUAUAUCUUCUUCUUGGAUUAAUCCCUUGAUCCUUAUGUAGUAUUCUUCUUUGUCUCUUGUAACAGUCUUAUUUUAAAGUCUAUUUUGUCUCACAUAAGUAUUGCUACUUUGACUUUCCU